UGGAGAAUUGCUACGUGCCCACCUUUAAAAGUUGUAUAAAUAAGAAGAACGAGACAAAGAGCGUCGCAGUUGGCAUUUCUCCUUCUAGUCUGCUACACAUUGGACAAGAAAAGAUUCUCUUGAAGAUGACAGGACAAGGUGGCCUGGCCGUGCUUCUGAUCAUCGCUUUGACAACGGUGACACCCGUUACUGGCGCGGGUCCCAUCCCCCUUACUCCGGAGGAAGAGGCGCAAAGAGACGAUGCUGCGGCUGAUAUGGCUAACCUUCCACCAGAGCAUCAAAUGGAACCUGAACUGCCCCCGGGUCCUAUACCGCCAAUCCCGGGUUGUGAAUGCCAUGCGCAUGGUGAUGUCCGCUAUGUUACGUGUGAUGGGAAUGCCUUCAGAUUUAACACUCCGCCCUGGGUUGUAGGUAUAAUGGCAAAGACUGUACGUACCUUAUUUUGGUAUAUAGUAACGUCACAGGAAUUCUUUGAUGGUGGUCCGAAGACUCGUCUGUCAGCAGUGAAAUUCAAGAUCUUUGGUCACUACGUGAUCAUCGAGUACAAAAAGACUAUAGAUCCAGAUGGACUGUACAAAAUAACGGUAAAAAAUGCAAUUGUACCUGGUCCGGUGAUAUUUGGUACUUCUGUAAGUCUUGGUCCCGGAACUGUAGAAACUGUAUUGUACACGGGGAAUGGUUUUAAGAUCUCCAUAAUUAAGAAGGAUGGCGAUUUCUACAUUGAGGUGCGCUGCACGUUCCUGCCACCCGUCCUGUUCGACAUUUGGAUACUGGUGGCCCGACAUUGUCUCCAGAUUUACAUUCCUCCGAUCUGGCAACCUUACAUAGAAGGGAUAUGUGAAGAUUGGGACGGAAAUCCAAAUAACGAUGUUACGGAUCUUGUCGCCUGGCCACAGGUAACACCUGCGCCGUAUGACGGAUUCCCUUAG
This is a messenger RNA of Lingula anatina, 929 nucleotides long. RefSeq lists its product as uncharacterized. The record is from RefSeq and is a predicted model, not a curated record. NCBI's taxonomy places the organism in Eukaryota, Metazoa, Brachiopoda, Lingulata, Lingulida, Lingulidae.